UAAGUCUUUAGUUUGGGAUUAGGAGAUUUUAAGACACAUUUAAUUAAACAGAGCAGGGACACCUUUAUAAACCUGAAGUUGGGGUUAAUUCACUCCCCUAAUGUGUUCCAUUUCUUCAUUACACCAAGAUGAAACAAAUUCCAUGUUGUACUUGGGGAACCCUGGAAGGGAAUGUGGAGUUUCAUCUCCGGACAGUUCAGUGCACUGGGAGGACAUGAUUAGCAACUGUGUCAGGGGAUGCUUUGUCAUGUAAUGAAAUGAAAUCAAGCCAUGUCUUACAGCAAGCCAGUCCCACUCAAAGCACUUUCAUGGAGAUAAUAUCCUUGCUGAAGGACAGGAACCAACCUGGUAAAAGAGACCCUUCAGAGCUGCAGCAACAUGGGAUGCUGCAGUUCCAGCUUGUUGUGGUCCAUCUGGCCCUUGUGAUCACCCUGCUGCAGUGGCAUUCUAGUUCAGUGCUCCUUGCAGAGGCAGCUCCAGAGCCUUUGGAGCCUUCUGCUGCUCUGGGCAUGGCAGCGCAUCCUACUGCCAGCGAGGAGAAGUCAGCCUCCAGCCUGGCAGCCAAACUGCUCCUUCUUGAUGAGUUGGUGUCUCUGGAGAAUGAGGUAACUGAGACAAAGAAGAAAAGAAGUUUUCCAGGAUUUGGCUCCCCGAUCGACAGAAUUUCUGCGACAUCUGUGGAUGCUAAAGGCAAACAGAGGAAAGUGGUUGACCUGCCUAAGAGACGGUUUGGAGUUCCUCUUGACCGGAUUGGAGUGAGUCGUCUUGGCAACACCAAGGGUUAGCAGUUCCUGCAAGUUCUUCUGUUCUGAAUGAUUGAUGCCAUACAGGAAACAUCACAGAAAUGUGGAAGAUGCAUCAGAGCACAUCUUGUCAUUGACUAAUGAUUCAACACUCAAGGAAUUGACCUCCUGCAAAAUCUUCUUCACAAUGUGUUUUACAAACAUUGCUUUUACAAACAGUAACUAAUUCGGUUCAUCAGAUCAGAAUGCUCUCACAGCUGAGCACAGUGCCACUGAUAGGAGGAGACAGGAAAAAAAAAGCAUAGUUUAAUCGCAUGGCAUUUCUCUCUUAAGCCUGCAGAAGUCCAUUCUUCUAGCAAGGACUGUUAGAAUUUUUGGAUUUAAAAUAAAACUCUCAGAGAAGCCAACGGCAGUCCAUGAAAUGCAGGCAGUUUGCUUUGCACAUAUCUUUCAAGAGGGUGUUUUUCUGUUAGAUGAAGGGAGGAUUUAACAGUUAUGGGACAAAUCCGUAUUUUAUUUGAACUGCUGUUUGGGAGAAGACAUUUACUGAUAUCAUUAGGAGUUGAUCUGAAUAAGAAGUAAGAGAAGAAUCUUAGGAUUUGCUCUGAUGCUUUUAACAGCCUUCCUUGUAUCUCUGCACCAAAUUUAGAAAUGUUUUCAUUGUACAGCAUAUCCUGACAUGUGGCGAGACUGUCAGCUUCCUCCUGUAAGCUAACAAAUGCAUUUCAGUCCUCCCUAUGCAUAACAUAGGAUAGCGUCCAAAUAUGAAGUCAUCUACUUCCUAGGCCAUCUGCAUUGUAUGCCUUAUUUUAGUCUCUUGAUGUGUGCAUGGGGCAUAAUCACAUAUGCAACUGUAAAAGUUCAAGCAUUUCUUAGACUGAUAACAUGUAAACGUGUGCCUGUUCUCUCUAUUUCAAUUUGGAGUAAAACAGGUUGUCUUGAA
Molecule: messenger RNA, 1686 nt
Organism: Gallus gallus (chicken)
Lineage: Eukaryota; Metazoa; Chordata; Aves; Galliformes; Phasianidae
Gene: OSTN
Product: osteocrin
Exons: 5
Coding region: 258-785 (175 amino acids)
Biological process (GO): hormone-mediated signaling pathway
Molecular function (GO): signaling receptor binding
Source: RefSeq, a predicted model, not a curated record